Molecule: messenger RNA, 1429 nt
Organism: Camelina sativa (false flax)
Lineage: Eukaryota; Viridiplantae; Streptophyta; Magnoliopsida; Brassicales; Brassicaceae
Product: gamma conglutin 1-like
Biological process (GO): proteolysis
Molecular function (GO): aspartic-type endopeptidase activity
Source: RefSeq, a predicted model, not a curated record
UAUACCAUACCUCAGUAGUCCAUCUGCAUCACAAGCAUUCAUUUACAAGAUAGAAACACAAAGAUGAGUAGCCUCACCCUCACACGUCUCAUACUAUUUUUUUCAAUUUUCGCAGCCAUAACUCUCAAAUCAAACUCUCAGUACCUUCUUCCGAUCACCAAACACGAACCCACUAAUCAAUUUUACACCACUUUAAACCUUGGAUCCGGUGGGACAUCUUCCUCGAACCUCCUCCUUGAUCUCGAAACCAACCUCACGUUGGUCAACUGGAACAUAUUCAAUCCUCCACUUUUUGUCAACAACCUCGUGAUUUGCAAAAGCUCCACAUGCAACUCCAUCCCCGGCAAUGACUGCGACGACAACGGACUAUUCUGUGUUUACCGACAAUCAAGCCUUCUAGGUCAAAAUGUCGGCGUAAUAGGCGCUGUUGUCCAAGCCACAGUUAACAUCUCCACCACAGACGGUGGCAAUCUCCUCUCUCCAUUCACCGUCCACCCCUUCACAUUCUCUUGCGCCGGAGAGGAACCAUUACAAGCGCUUCCUCCUCCCGUCUCCGGAGUUCUAAGUCUUUCUCCCGUAUCUUCGUCGUUCACAAAACAGGUGACGUUAUUGUUUGGAUACAUCCCUAAAUUCUCUCUCUGCUUGCCUUCUUCCGGCACCGGUCAUCUAUAUAUCGCCACCGUUAACUACCUCAUCCCCCCCUUCAAUAGCGAUAAUCCCAUUCGGAUGACUUUGACACCGUUGAAAAACAUAUACACGGGGAAUUAUCUAAUCGACGUCAAAUCAAUCUACGUUGACGGAACUCCUUUGUCGUUUAACCCUAAUUUGCUUGCGGGCGGAGCCAAGCUAAGCACAGUGGUUCCUUACACCGUACUCCUCACCGAUAUCUACAAUGCUCUUGCUCAGUCCUUUACACUGAAAGCCAAGACAAUGGGAAUAUCUAAGGUUCAAGCAAUUGCGCCAUUUAAAGACUGCUUUGACGCACGCGCUGCAGGGAAGAACAUGACGGGACCGAAUGUGCCUGUGAUAGAUAUUGGGGUGCCAGGAAGGGGAGGAGAGGUCAAGUGGAGUUUUCACGGUGCCAAUACGGUGGUGAACGUGACGGAGACAGUGAUGUGUUUGGCGUUCCUCGACGGUGGACAGAACCCGAAGGACUUGUUGGUGAUUGGGACACAUCAGCUUCAAGACCAUAUGCUCGAGAUCGAUUUUAGCACAUCCCUUAUGGGUUUGAGUGACUCGCUCUUGCUCCAUAACACUAGCUGCUCCACGUGGCCUUCCCAAAACUAAAAUUAACCACACAUGACAAUAAAUAAGAUUGUGAUAUGAUCGACUCUGACGUUUCAGUUAUUAGUACACUCCUUUUUGGCGGUGUACCAUGUAUGACACGUUUUCUAUGACCACAUGUGUUCCAAUCGAAAUAAAUUAUCAU